Emericellopsis cladophorae is the source of this 483-nucleotide messenger RNA. Its product is annotated as 60S ribosomal protein L24a. Gene Ontology annotation, cellular component: cytosolic large ribosomal subunit. The record is from RefSeq and is a predicted model, not a curated record. NCBI's taxonomy places the organism in Eukaryota, Fungi, Ascomycota, Sordariomycetes, Hypocreales, Bionectriaceae. Gene Ontology annotation, molecular function: structural constituent of ribosome; mRNA binding. The coding region runs from base 1 to 483 and encodes 160 amino acids. Gene Ontology annotation, biological process: cytoplasmic translation. The transcript has 3 exons.
AUGCGAACCUACGACGACUCCUUCUCGGGCCAGAGGAUUUACCCUGGCAAGGGUAAAAUCUAUGUCCGUGGCGACAGCAAGGUCUUCCGCUUCCAGAACGGCAAGUCCGAGUCGCUUUUCCUGCAACGAAAGAACCCCCGCCGCAUCGCAUGGACUGUCCUCUACCGUCGCCAGCACCGCAAGGGCAUCUCUGAGGAGGUCGCCAAGAAGCGUACCCGCCGCACCGUCAAGUCGCAGCGUGGCAUCGAGGGUGCCUCCCUGGACGUGAUCAAGGAGAAGCGCACGCAGCGCCCCGAGGCCCGCACCGCCGCCCGCGCCGAGGCCAUCAAGGCCUCCAAGGACAAGAAGAACGCCGCCCAGGCCGCCAAGAAGGCGGAGAAGGCCAAGAACGCCGCCGUCGCCGCCAAGGGCCAGACCGUGAGGAACGUCAGCAAGCAGGGCGCCAAGGGCGCGGCUCCCAAGCCCGCCGCCCGCACUCGCUAA